This is a messenger RNA of Poecilia latipinna (sailfin molly), 5918 nucleotides long. RefSeq names its product cyclin and CBS domain divalent metal cation transport mediator 3 (gene cnnm3). The transcript is spliced from 11 exons. Gene Ontology annotation, cellular component: plasma membrane. Gene Ontology annotation, biological process: magnesium ion homeostasis; transport. Bases 116 to 2413 code for a protein of 765 amino acids. Gene Ontology annotation, molecular function: transmembrane transporter activity. NCBI's taxonomy places the organism in Eukaryota, Metazoa, Chordata, Actinopteri, Cyprinodontiformes, Poeciliidae. The record is from RefSeq and is a predicted model, not a curated record.
AUGAGUCGAGCCUAAAUGGCCACCGAAGCUGCUCAGUUGCAGCGCUUGAGUGGGCGGGACCAAUGGCAGACUGGAGUCACAUGACCCGCGCAGAGCCAGGCUGAGCAAUUCCAAUAUGGUGGCCAGCUUGGCAGGUCUACGGUUCCUGUUGAUGAUAUUGUUGUUCUGCGGGAUCAGAUUCGGCGCCUGCAGCCAGGAAGCUCCGCAGGUCGUGGGGCUGCGACUGGAAGACCCCGGGGGUCUGGUGCGCAUGAAGGACCGAAUCAUCUCGGCGCCAGAAGGAGCCACGUUCCAGCUCCGUCUCUUUGGGGCUAAUCUGAAUGGAAGCUGGCCGUGGCCGUGGCUCGCGUUCGCUGGGGCGGCUGAGGGAGCCGCAGGGUCGGUCGGUGAUGCCCCUGACCCGUGCAAAGAGGAGUCCAGUCGGCAGGAAUCCGCCUUUAAUGCAACGGAACCGUUCAAAGCGGACGAGCCGAACAGCGGGCUGCUGACGGUGGAGGUGAAGAAGCGUGGGAGCAUCUCCGCGGAUUUCUACCACCUGUGUGUACAGAGAGGGGGGAUGUGGGCAUCAGUGGGCCCGGACAGACUGCAAGUUUGUCCGGGAGAAUCUACAGUCCCUCCACGGCUGGAUAUGACCCCGACGACAGCCCCCCCACGGCUUAAUAUGACCAAGACGGCAGUCCCCCCGUGGGGUCUGGCUCUCCUGGUGGUGCUGAUGCUGCUGAUCUGCGGGCUGCUGAGGACCGUAAACUUGAGCCUGCUGUGGCUCGACCCAGUGGAGCUCUAUGUUCUCCACAGCUGCGGAUCCGAGGAGGAGAAGCGAGCCGCCAAGCGCCUGGAGCCUAUCAGGAGGAGGGGGAACUUCUUGACAUGCUCGCUGCUCUUCCUCUGCGUCUUGGGCCACUCCGUCAUCGGGGUGCUCCUGUACCGGGCGCUGGGCUCCAUAGUCUCGGCGGUGUUCACCAGCGGCUUUCUGAUCUUCUUCCUGGCUGAGCUGGUUCCUCACGUCCUGUGCUCCGGCUACGGCUUCCAGCUGGCGCCCGGGCUGACCUGGCUGGCCCAGGUCUGCAUGGUGCUCACCUGUCCCCUGUCCUGUCCCCUGGGAUUGAUUCUGGACCUGGGCCUGGGGAGAGACAUCAGCACCUGUGGGAUACGGGAGAGAGCCAUGGAGAUGAUCCGCGCCAGCGUCAAUGACCCUUACAGCGAGUUUGUGAAAGAGGAGUUCAGCCGUGGGAUGCUACGCACCAAGACGGUGGAGGACAUCCUGACUCCCCUGAAGGACUGCUUCAUGCUGCCCAGCUCGGCUGUCCUGGACUUCUCCACCAUGUCGGAGAUCAUGCAGAGCGGAUACACCAGGGUGCCUAUUUAUGAGGAGGAGAGGUCCAACAUCGUGGAGAUCCUUUACGUGAAGGAUUUGGCGCUGGUGGACCCGGAGGACUGCACGCCCAUGACCACCAUCACCAAGUUCUACAACCACCCGCUGCACUUCGUCUUCAACGACACCAAGCUGGACGCCAUGCUGGAGGAGUUCAAGAAAGGCAACUCUCACAUGGCCAUCGUCCAGAAGGUGAACAAUGAGGGUGAGGGCGACCCGUUCUACGAGGUUCUGGGUCUGGUCACCCUGGAGGACGUCAUCGAGGAGAUCAUCAAGUCUGAGAUCCUGGACGAGUCCGACGGCUACUUGGACAGGAAGGUGAAGCGUCCGAUGACUCCUCUGGAGAUCCCUCUGGAGCCUCGCGGCUCCCACGAGGAGUUCUCCAUUUUCAAGCCUCCAGAGGGAGAGCCCAAGAUCCACACAUCACCACAGCUCCUGCUGGCCACGCACCGCUUCCUGUCCAGAGAAGUGGAGCACUUCAGCCCGGCUCGUGUGUCUGAGAAGGUGCUGUUCCACCUGCUCCGCCACCCCAGCGUCAACCAGGAGGUCCACUUCGACCACAACAACCGACUGAGCCCAAGCCACUACCUGUACACCCGCAACCACCCAGUGGACUACUUCAUCCUCCUGCUGCAGGGCCGUGUGGAGGUGGAAAUUGGCAAAGAGGGCCUGAAGUUUGAGAACGGGGCCUUCACUUACUACGGAGUGUCUGCUCUGACGCUGCCCUCUUCAGUUCACCAGUCUCCGGUGUCAACCCAGCGGCACUCUCCCAGGGACCCCUUUGAGUCAGCAGACACCACCAGCCCGUCCAGCUACUGUCCCGACUACACAGUGCGAGCCCUCACUGACCUGCAGCUCAUACGGGUGACCCGUCUGCAGUACCUGAACGCCCUCAUGGCGUCGCGGGCGGGCCACAGUCCAGACCCUCCAGAGAUCAAGAUCCUGCCCAACAGUCAGACCAAGCUGCUCAACGACAGAAACGCCACACCAGAGUUUCCUGUAAACUUUUCGUUCUUUGAUACCAUUGAGAACUUCUGUUAGAGGGCUUUGUAUGCAUGAGGUAAAUCCAACCUUUAGCCCCAGUCACUGACUUACUCACAGACACCAAUCCUGUCCUGCUGCAGGCUGACACAUUAACCCCCUCAUAUCACCGAUAAGCCCCUCUGAGCGUUCUGUCUGUACUCUAAUCAUGUGGACCUUUGUGGAGGCAGGAAGGUAAAUGUGUCUUUACUUUUCUACUCCUUGUUCUUUGCUCUGUCUUUAAAUCACUUUCCCCUUUCCUGUCCUACUGCAGCUGCAGCAGAUGCUCUUUAUUCUGUUCAGCCUCUGUUUCCCCAAAACAAAGAUAUAGUAAUGUAUGAUUUAAUUAGGCCACAGAUGGUGAUGAGCCACGUCUCUCUGGUGUCCAUAUUGGAGGUUCAACAUGUUUAAAGAAAACUUCUUAAACUUGUAGAAAAAAAGUUCAAGCUUUCUUUCUUUAUGAGAUAAAUCCUUGUAAAAGUGCCUCAAAUUCAGUUCCAUGUAAAUUAUGAUUGUUAUGUAAAUAAUAUGGCUGCUCAAUCAUGAGGUGUCAUUAUUAUUGGGAGAUGAGGAGAAAUACUUUUAUCUAAAUAUCAUACUGGCUUUAAAUGAUUGAAUUACAAUUACUUUAGCAAUCUGAGCAGAAAGAAACUCCUCCAGUGCUUUGAAAACUAUUUCAUCAGAAAAGAAAUGAAGCUGAUGACCUCCAAUAUGUCCGCCCGGGGGAGCCGAGCCGUCGCCUUAGAAACAGUAGACAACAAACAGAGUAGAUGGCUCCAUCUUCGUCUUCUGUCGCUCUGGUCGUCCCUCCCCUGUAUGUGUGAGUGCUGCCAUCCCUGUCCUGACCUCAAGCCUCACCCCAGCUCUCCUCUGAUUGGUCGGGUUCCACAGGUAGCAGCAGAGCCCAGGAGAGCUCCACAGAAGAGGAGGCUCAUGGGUAGCACAGGAAACAUUUCUGGUUGGAUCGUAGUUAUUGGACCAGACUGGAGAAAGAGAAAGUGAUUUUUUUUCUUUUAUUUAACUAGACCCACUAACUCACACGUCGCCAUUCCUUCAUGUGAUCUUUAGUGAUUAUUUUAUACAUGUAUGUACAUAUGUCUGUAUAAAUAUAAAUAUAGAGUGGUAAGAGAAGAUAUGUUACCUUAAUGGAAUUAUUUAGUUUUCUGCGUUAAUUGGUCCUAAAUGUGAUCUGAGCGUUUCCUGCUGCGAACCGGAGACUGAACCCUUUGAUUGGAUAAAGUUCCAGAGAACGGCUUCGUCUGCUUCCUCAAGACGAUUCAAUGACCCUGCGCGUUCCCAUGGAAACCUAAACCGGGGAGUGCCAUCACAUUCACAAAAGAGACACCAGAGGAAAACGGUGCAUUUAAAUGCAUUCGAAUAAGAGGAAACCAGGUCAGAAUGUCUGAGUUAGAGCCGUCAUUUGUCAGGAUUCCUUUGGAAUUAUGAAAAUAAUUGUUUCUGUCAUUGUAAAAUGUGGAAAAGAAUCCCAAUUAUGUUUUUUUGUCUUUUUUUUUCUAUAUAUAUAUCUCAGAUCAGACAAUUAGCAUCCAAAGAUUCAUCAUUCUCUUUGUUCCUUUACUUCCACAGAGGGAACAACUAAACUCUGGUUUUUCAAAGCCAUUUUGGGGGUUAAUGAGGAAUAUUCAGGUGGUUAUGAAUUCUGUCUUCCUGCAUACUGGACUCUGGAUGUACCUGUAGUUUAUUGUCUCUGUGGUGUCCUGCCACUGGUCAGACCAUGUCCAGCUCCAGUGCUUCAACAGGACUUUUCCAUCAAACAGGUUCUGCUGCUAAACUGGGCGAAGUUUGCUGAGCAGGAAUUAGCUUAGCCCAACGAUUUGUGUCAAAGCCGCCAAUAAGAUCGGAGGAGUUUGAGGAAAGUGAGUUUUCUGGGGAAAAAAAUGCAAAGAGGAAAUAGUAGAAGAGAAAAUAAAUCAAUAUAUAAUGAAAAAGAAAAAAUACAUGAAGUAAAAAAAGAAUAUAGAAAAGCUCCAGAAGAGGAUUAGGCCCACUGGGAAAAAUAAUUCUGAUCUUUUUUUUUUCUCAGAAAUUCUAAGAAAAUAAGUCAAAAUUAUUAUUUUUUUUCUUUUUCAGUGGCCCUAAUCCUCUUCCAUUAAAGAAGUAAAAUACACACUAUGAAAAAAGUAAUAAAAUAAAAAGACUGAUAUGAUUUGAAAUAAAGGAAAAUUAAAUAAGUUGUGUUAAACUGAUCCUGUUGAAAAUAACCAAAUAUUAAUUUAUGUUACACUGUAUCAUCAAAUAAAUUGAGAAAGCUCUUACUGUUUUUGUUUACUACAAGUAAUAUUUGGCAUGUAAAUUACUUCAAGCCAUUUAUUUAUUCUUCGUUUAUCUAUGAUUAUGCCAGGUUCUGUCCUCCGUACGCCUCCAUGUUUGUUCUGGAGAAUGUAGCGUCUCACCUCAGAUUUCCAAAAGUUUGCCAACAUUUUCCUGAUCCAGUUUGUUCCCAGACAGGCGGAGUUGGAAAACUCAGCAAGAUGAAAACAGAAAGACAUUUUUUGCUGUACGUUCAUUCAGUCCAUUCAGCUGAAAGUCUUGCUCUCUCUCGCUCUCUCAGCCUGAAUGAACAGCAGACAUGCCUCGACAUGCAGAACCCAGGCUGCCUGAGAGAUGGAGGAUCAGACGUUUACUGCAUUUAGUAAUUCCCAGUUUAGCACCAGAACUGCUUUGGUGGAAAAGUAACUUGAUGUGAUUACUUGGUGCCAUUUUUAUUUUAUUUUAUUUUUUUUUAUUUUUUUUACCUUGCUCAUGGUGAUCGUUCUUUGUGAACUUUGUAUCCUCUGAACUGGACAGCUUACACAACAUUAAAUAAUGUCAUUUCUAAGUAAUUUUUGAAUGAAUUAGAAUAUUCCCUGAACAUUGUUUUUUAUUUAAUGUUUUUGAGUCAAACGUCGCUCACAUUUCUAUCACUGACUGCUCUUUAAAAGAAAAACAAUAAUCAACUCCGGCUGACUUCUACUCAUGUCUUGAUGUCAAGUUUCACUUCCAUUCUGAUUUUUCAAAGAUUGUGUGUGUGUGUGUGUGUGUGUGUGUGUGUGAAGUAAGUGUAAAAUGUUCCUGUUUUUGGAAAUGCAGCUCAUUUUAGAGGAACCCGUUUUAUGUUACGGAGGCGGUGCCUUUUCUUUUUUCUUCUUUCUUCCAGGUUUAGCUCAUUGCACUAAACUGUUGCAUUAUCAUUUCGUUUAUGUACAUAUCCAGGUGCCAAAGUUACAUUUGUGUCUGCAUCUGUUUUGUCUCUCAGUGGAGAUGUUAGUGAUGAUUUUAAUCCAGUAUUCUGCAUUUUAUAAGAUGUGAGGAGAAUCCUGAUUUUUUUUCUUUCUUUCUUUUUUGGAUUGUGAAGUAAAACAGAUCUUGCAUGUGGUCGACAUUUCAGGGUCUGAUCAGAACUGUAAGGCCUAAAUAACAUGAUUUCUCCAUUAGUGGAAAACUGUUUUCAUGCAGAAAAUUACGGUUUUUUUGGGGUGGAAUGUUUAUCAAAAUUGAUUUAAAUAAAAGUUAGUUUCGAAUGUAA